UAUAUGGUCAUAGGAGCUGGUGGAACUUCAACUCAUACUCUAUCAUAAGACUUGGUUCUGUUUUGGAUGAAAAGGAUUUGACACGAGUGGGAACAAGAGAGUGCAGUUGUCAACACACUGUUCAUUGUUCAUCGUCAAUAAGGACCAAUCCAUAGCUAGACACGCAAGCAUUCAGGUUCAGGUCUCUGCCUUCCUUUUUGUCUUUAAACCGUGCCCUUUCUGAUCGUUUUGCUCUCUGUUUUGUGCGUUCUUUACUUCUCUCAUCUGUUGGUUCGUGUGGAAUCGUUGAGGUUGAGAUCCCUUCAACUCUUUGUUUUUCUUUUUUCAUAUGGGUUUCACUGCUUCAGCUGCCACCAUUCGUUGGUAUGUCAGUGAAAGUGAAACUUUACUCUUCUUUAAAUGAUCAGAAAGAGCGUCUGGAGAGUGUUGGAUCUGAUUGAAACGGGGGAAUAUUCAUUGUUUGCAGCUCUGUUUCCGUGUUCCUAGGUGCUUAUGUUGUAAGCCAUUUGAUGUCAGUUUCGGAAAUUGCUCGGGUUACUUUAUUUGAGAUUUGAGUGUCGUUCAAGUUUGGUUGGUGUAGCCAGAUAAAGGGGAGUAGGUUCAGUAAUAUCUGGGGCGUGUUCUUGCCAUCAUCGUCAAUAUUCUAACAAGUAGUUUGUGAUGAAAACUGAAUAAAAGAUUCUAUUUUCCAUGUCGUCUUUCAAAUCAUGGAGAUGGUUGAUGAGAAAAAAGAGUGGUUUGUCUGAUGGGGGGAAAUCAAGUAUCAAGAUGAAACAGCUGCCUUUUAUGGCAAUUGUGUGUACAGUAAUGCUGUUCAUUGUGUAUAGAACUACGAAGUAUCAGUAUCACCAAGAAGAGAUUGACAAAAAAUGGAGUUUCUGGGGAGAAACAAAGGCAUUUCCUGCGACUUCUGGGAAGCUGAAAGGCUUGCCACGAGGUAUAAUACACGCUGCUUCAGAUUUGGAGAUGAGGCCAUUAUGGUUGAGAAGUAGUUCAAGGUCAAAGGCUAGUGUUUAUUCCAAUCGUAACUUGCUGGCAGUUCCAGUUGGUAUUAAACAAAAGCAUAAUGUCGAUGCCAUGGUGCAAAAGUUUCUUCCAGAAAAUUUUACAAUUAUUUUAUUCCAUUAUGAUGGCAAUGUGGAUGGGUGGUGGAAUCUUAAUUGGAGUAGCAAGGCUGUACACAUUGUUGCUCAGAAUCAAACAAAAUGGUGGUUUGCAAAAAGAUUUCUACAUCCGGAUAUAGUUUCUAUUUAUGAUUAUAUCUUUCUCUGGGAUGAGGAUUUAGGGGUGGAGCAUUUUUCUCCAUCAAGAUAUGUUAAAAUUGUAAAGGAAGAAGGUUUGGAGAUAUCUCAACCAGCUCUCGACCCAAAUUCAACAGAGAUACAUCAUAGAAUUACAAUUAGAGCUAGAACCAAGAAAGUUCAUAGAAGAGUCUACGAACGCAGAGGCAGUACGAGGUGUUCAGAUGCAAGUGAAGGGCCACCAUGCACUGGGUUUGUGGAAGGUAUGGCUCCAGUUUUCUCUCGAUCUGCCUGGUAUUGUACUUGGCAUCUUAUACAGAAUGACCUUGUCCAUGGAUGGGGAAUGGAUAUGAAACUAGGAUAUUGUGCACAGGGAGAUCGAACUAAAAAUGUGGGAGUUGUUGAUAGUGAAUAUGUUGUUCACAAGGGAAUACAAACUCUGGGUGGGAGCGGUCGUGGUAAAACGAAGGUUUCAAAACUUAAAAAGACAACUACGCAGAGACAAGGUGGAGCGGCAAUUGAUAUGCGAACUGAGAUACGAAGGCAAUCAACAUGGGAAUUUGAAAUCUUCAAAGAGCGAUGGAAUCAAGCUAUUGCUGAGGACAAAAACUGGGUUGAUCCAUUCAAGAGUGACCAAAGACGCUUAAGAAGACGGCGUGGCACCCAACGGUUUUCUUAGCACUUUUGUUUACACGAUUGGUUGGAUAUGUUAAAAAGUUUCAUUCACAGGCAUUACCUAGGCUUAAUUUUAGUUUGUGUAGCUGACUGAAUUCUUAAUUCAAUUCAAUUUUUGAAAAAUCACAU
Messenger RNA from Gastrolobium bilobum, 2045 nucleotides. RefSeq lists its product as uncharacterized. The coding region runs from base 691 to 1920 and encodes 409 amino acids. NCBI's taxonomy places the organism in Eukaryota, Viridiplantae, Streptophyta, Magnoliopsida, Fabales, Fabaceae. The transcript has 18 exons. The record is from RefSeq and is a predicted model, not a curated record.